AUGUUUCGACUCGUACUUUUGAGCUGUCUCAUUUCUGGUAUCUAUUCUUUGGUUAUAAAUCCACGUGCCGAUCAGCUAGAGUGGACAGCACUUGGAGACUCGUAUGCUUCCGGUGUUGGGUCCACAGACUACGUUGACGGCCGUCGCUGUCUUCGCUACAAUGAAGCCUAUCCGGUGCAGCUGAACAACGACUCUGAGCUCAGCGCCGGAGACCACAUCUUCAACAAUGUUCCCUGUUCAGGAGCUCUCGCUGCAGAGAUUGCAGAGUGGCAGCUCCUCGAUGAGAAGAAGGACACCGGUCCAAGUUGGCAAUACGGACCUCGACCAGCAUUUGGAAAUCCAAGCUUCGCGACCUUGACGGCUGGCGGCGACGAUAUUGAUUUCCCCGGCAUCAUCUUCAACUGUAUAAUCGAUGUCAGCCUAUGGUUCGGAGGACCAACACGAAGGACUUGCGAGGAUCAGAGAGCACAUUCCUGGGAACUGCUCAAGAGCGAUGACCUCGUAAACAACCUCGACUCGCUCAUCCAGAAGAUUGUUGAGAAAGGCAGAAAUGGCCCCAUCGGCGACAAGUUCAAGCUGUACGCUACCGGGUAUCCGAAGUUCUUCUCAACCGAGACAACAGAGUGCGAUAACGUGACGUUUGCAAGAAGCGCCAAUCCAGUCGAUGAUGGGAAGGACCACCCUAGAAUGACACUCCAGGUCCGGCAAGAUUUCAACAACAUGAGCGAUGCGUUGAACGAGGCUAUCCGAUCAGCAGUUGGCCGAAAUUCGGACAAAGGGGUCACUUUCAUUGACAUUGAAAAAGACAACUUUGGCGACGAUGCGCUCAAAGGCCACCGAUACUGCGAACCAGGCGUUAAGGAGCCCGACACUGAGAACCCUGAGCUCUACAUGUGGCAUUAUCCCUAUAAAGAAGCCUCGGAUGACGCCCAAACCGACCCGACGGUAGCUCUACUAUCAGGUGCAUACAGCCAGGUUGUGGGCCAGCUCAAUGCGCAAGACAUCCUUAUCAAAUGGCCAAACACCGUUGACAUGCAGAACGCGAUGUACGAUGCUAUCGAUGAGACGAAGCUCCAGGAAAAGGCAACCUCCACGACAGCCGGCUGGGAUUCAAUCGGUUUCCGCGCGCGGGUAUUCCACCCGCAAGUCGUCUAUCACCGUUUUAUUCGAGAUAGGAUCUUCGCCCAGUAUAGACAGGAUAACCCACCCGCGCCAUGCACUAGUGAAGAGUGCUGUCCCUCGGGGUGCACUUGUGGUUCAUCUGGUGUGCCACUUUGUUCUUAG
Molecule: messenger RNA, 1284 nt
Organism: Trematosphaeria pertusa
Lineage: Eukaryota; Fungi; Ascomycota; Dothideomycetes; Pleosporales; Trematosphaeriaceae
Product: SGNH hydrolase
Exons: 2
Coding region: 1-1284 (427 amino acids)
Biological process (GO): triglyceride catabolic process
Molecular function (GO): triacylglycerol lipase activity
Source: RefSeq, a predicted model, not a curated record